This is a messenger RNA of Colletotrichum paranaense, 870 nucleotides long. RefSeq lists its product as uncharacterized. The transcript has 3 exons. Lineage: Eukaryota; Fungi; Ascomycota; Sordariomycetes; Glomerellales; Glomerellaceae. The coding region runs from base 1 to 870 and encodes 289 amino acids. The record is from RefSeq and is a predicted model, not a curated record.
AUGUACCAUGGCUCUCAAGAACAUAUCUUAAUUUCCAUCCGCCGAACCCUACCAGGUAUAACCUUCCAGUUUCAGGACCUGCGGAACCCAUUUCCACUCGAAUAUUCACCCUACCAACCCCUCCAGCCACCAUCAAGCCUCAAACAUCAAGAAAGCUCAUGUCUCCUAUCAUGGUUACUAGACAUCUCAUUCGGCACAGGCUGUCCAUGCAUUUCAACCGGCACAUAUGCCGUCCGCUCGGACUUGGCCCAUGGCGACGACGGCCCCGUUCCGGAAGAAUCCACCUGGCUCGACAGCGCCGCCCUCGUCUUCCUCUUCUCGCGCAACAACAUGACGGUCAGCGCCGCGAUCGCCAGCGCCAGCGGGGUGCCGAUGCCCACCCCGAUUCCCGCCGCCGCGCCCGUCGAGAUCCCGUUGCUACUACUGGACUCUGCCGCGGUCGCGGAACACGUGGCGGCGGCCCCGGUGCUUUGUCCUGCUACUGCCGCGGUCGCGGUCACCGUCGUCGUCGCGAGGUCGCCGAGAACUCCCCCAAAACAAGAGAAGAAUCUCUUCCCCGUCUUCCUACCAAGAAGUAAGUUUCUUACCUCCGCCGGUAAUCUCCUCCUUGUCGCAGUACUUCGGACACCCGCUCCUCGACCAAUUCUGAUCCGUACACGCGCCGCGGUAGAAGCUCAGCUCCGUCUGCGAGAAGCAGAGGCCGUUGCUCAUGCAAUAAUGAUUCUGGAAGCAGCACGCCGCGACCUCGGUACCGCCGGCGACGGGACAGGCUACCGCCUGCGUCGCCUCGACGCCGUUGGGCCAGUAACACCUCUGGCCCGCCACCGCCGUGACCAGCGGCACCGUUGCGAGGAGAAGCCGCCAUGGUAG